UGCCGAGGGGCUUUCGCCGCGGCUCGCAGGCUCCAUUCAUCUGUGGCUCCUCCCUUCUUGCAGGCUGCUGCUUGCGGGUUCGUCCCGGCGUCGGAAGGAAAAGCCCAAAAUUAGCCUUGGCCCGAGCUGAGCUGCUUGCUUCUCCUGGAGCUUGGGAGGGAAGGGGAGUAUAGAGGGGUCGUCCUUGCGUUUCAUGCUUCGUCAGCCCGAGAGCAUUUUGGCUCUGAUUCCAUCUUGCUCCUACCUGUUCCUGGACAGUGACGGGGAGGAGGGGAGGCACCGUCCCACCAUGUCUCGCUACAGCCUCCAUAAUCUCCUGGACUGGAUGUAUGGGGGUGUGGACCCCAGCUUUGCUGGCAAUGGAGGGCCGGAGUGCGCAGCCUUUCUCUCUGGGCAGCAGCGCCUUCUGGAGAGUUUGGUCUUCCUCAGCGUGGGCAUCGUGGAGAUCCUUCUGUCCCUGGGGAAGCUCAGGCAGCUGCAUUUCAGGGAGAUGGAGGGUCACCUGCUGCAGCAGCCCCAGACCAAACAGGAGAGCUUGGGCAAGAAUGUGCUGCUGGUGCUGCUUUGCCUCGUCUUUGGGCUGGAGGUGGGCUUCAAAUUUGCCACCAGGACAGUCAUUUACCUCUUGAAUCCCUGCCAUGUGGUCACUAUGAUGCAGAUUUUUCUUCUUGCUUGUCCUCCGUGUCGGAUUGCAAUGAUUCUCUUCAGGUUGCAGAUGCAUAUGCUGAAUGGGGCCCUCUUGGCAUUGCUUUUUCCUGUUGUUAAUACACGUCUGCUUCCAUUUGAAAUGGAAAUUUAUUACAUCCAGCAUGUGAUGCUUUAUGUUGUGCCCAUUUAUCUGCUACGGAAAGGAGGUAUCUACACUCCAGAACCACUCUGCAAUUUCUGGUGGGCUCUUUUAUCCACGGGGUUUAUGUUUGUAUAUCAUUUUAGCAUCUUGCAGAUUCUGGGAUUGGUUACAGAAGUGAAUUUGAACAACAUGUUGUGCCCAGCCGUCUCAGAUCCUUUUUAUGGGCCCUGGUAUCGAAUUUGGGCAUCUGGACAUCAGACUGUCAUGACCAUGACUCAUGGGAAGCUUGUAAUCCUACUGUUUUACAGUGCUGGCCCCAUCUUUAAAUGUAGCGUGGACUUGCUUAGACUCCCAGCUAAGAAAAUAGACUGAAAUUUCUCCCCACGGAGUAGUACAUAUAGGAAGCAGAGAUACUUAUACUGGAAAACAAAGAGGAGGGAUGAGAGGACAAUGUAUUUAUACUUCUCCCCACAGUUUAUUGCCUCAAAAACACCUCUAUAAUCAAGUGAGGUUUUUUUUAACUGCUGUUUCUCACUGCCUAUUGCCAAUGGCAAAAUUAGUGGCCUUAUUCUGGAAAAGGUUCGUAUUUUAUACAUUUUAUGUAGAUUACAGCAGAAUCUUGCUAAGCCACUGUUUAAAAUUAGGCCAGGAUCUGUCCACAUUCCAGCAAAGAGCGUGGCAGUGCUACCUCGUUUUGACUUAUUUUCCAUUAAAUGUAAGUACACUUACAUCACAGGAUAGGAAAUAAAGCUGAAUUACAACACUCCACUGAUGUGAACAGAACCCACGUUGAUGUGCAUCAUCCUGGCUUAACUCUGAGCACUUGAAUCUUGCAAAAUGGUCACAGUGAAAUGAUGUACACUUAAUCUCCCAGUUGUAAGUGCAAAACAGUGAGGUUCUACUGUAUUUUCUUUAAGCUGGUUGAAAAUGUUGGGGAACAAUAACUCAUUCAAAAAUAUUUAUUUUUUUUUGACUACUUGAUUUCUGAGCUGCUGUGGAUAAAUAUCUAUCUAGCCAAGUCCUGUCAGAUCUUGAUGCUUUGGAGAUGCUUUUAUUUGAGUGAGCGGAAAAACACCACGUUGAAAUAAUUUCAAAAGACUGUAUUACAUGUAGGCUAUGAUAAGAUAUUUUGUCCACUGUUCUGACUUUGAACAAAGUGUUUCACUUUGACUGGAGAGGUGGUGGAGAUACAAAGCCCAAUGUAAACAUCAGAGUUUUCUUUUUUUACUUACUAGGUUUUGAAACAUUCCUCCUCUGUGUUCUACACUGAUCCUCACUCAGUAGUCCAGUGGUUAGUGAAGAAACAAAAUGAAACUGUGUUCUCUCUCUACAGCUCCAAUGCAUUCUGUAUACUGAUUUUAAAUUAUGGAUAUAAAAAUGAACGUGAAAUCAGUGCAGGCCUCUACUGAAAAGAAAGUGUUCCAGUUUACUAGUAAUGACUAAUUCUUCCUGUCAGCAUGUCUUUUGGAGAACAGGAUGUGGAUAGGCAGAAGGAUAAAUAGUAAACUGCGUGUACCUGUUCAAAUUUUCCAAGGUGAGAGGAGACACUGCUCGGCAGAAAGAUGGGCAGUCUUGAGUAUGUUCCUCCAGAUAGUUAAUUGUGAGCCUGUUAUGCAGACUGUUGUGCUUCAGGGCUGCAGAAAUUUUGUUGUACAAAAGUUUGUUGCAACAUAUAGAUUCAUUGUGUUGUCAAAGCUGUGACUUGUAAGAUAAAACUAAACUAUCAUACCUCCUCCAGCUGGAUCACCUGAAGAUGUAUUCUGAAGUUAAGGUACAGUCAUUUAUACCUCAAGAAGGAAAAGUAAUGAAAGUGGUUCACACACACAUACACACACACACACACACCCCUUAAAAAGAAGCAUUUUCAUUGGAGAGGGAACAAAUGGCUACUUCAAAUAUUUUUACUCUGUAUGAUUAAAAAAACAGUACACUUCAAUCGAAAAUAUAUUGACCCACAUUCUAAUUUACAAACUGGUUUCUGGCUUUCUUCCAUUCCUGGCGCGCUCUGUGUGUGUGUGUGUGUAUAUAUAUACACAUAACAUAUAUACAUAUAUAUACACACAUAAUUACACUGUACUCUCACAGCGUGAGAAGCUGCAAUACAUAUAGCUAGUCAUAUAUAGUCUAGCUAUAGUAUAGCUAGUCUUAGACUAUACAGCUCCUUGUGUUUUUAAUCAGAAUUCAACUUGAGAAGGCUGAGCACCUGAUAAAAACUACCAGCAUAGAGAGUUACCUGUGAACUGCUGAUCCUGCAGAUGUCUAAGGACAUAAUGAAUUUCACUGCGAGUCUCGCUGCUGGCUCAGUAAAGCCGGGCAUGUGUUGCUUAAGUAUUUGUGGCGUGGGGCCUAAAGAAAGAAUAUGUUGGUAUUGAAGGGCUGAAUCCAUCUGUGGAAGACCACUUAAUAAUCAGCUGCUGAGGUGACAGAAGUUCUUGCUAUUUAUUUCAGCAGAUUCAGCAUUUCAUGAGGAAAUAGCAGGAUGUUGCUGGGAGAUGCUAAGAUGCACAGUGCUGGAUGUUAAAGCAUGCCCCCUAUUAAUACACUUCAUCUCCUGUGAACAUGUACAGUGAUACUUCCCUCCCCAUAGUUACUGUCAAGUGUAUCAUGGUUUAUUUAUUCACUUAAGAAUUUGGCAAAAUGCCUCAUGUUGAAUUCAAUCCUGUUCAGAAGGAAUGUUUUGUAUUACAGUAGAAUGAUUUUAUCCAAAUUUUGCAAAUGUUAUUUAGCAUUAUUAUUUGCUUAACUGUAUGUUGGGGUUUUUUUAAAGAAUAUUUCCUGUUUCUUUUUCUUCAAAAUAUUGUAGCUACUGGAAAAAAUUCUGAGUUAUGUGAAAGUAGCAGCUUUUUUUUUUU
Athene cunicularia (burrowing owl) is the source of this 3642-nucleotide messenger RNA. RefSeq names its product transmembrane protein 164 (gene TMEM164). The transcript has 6 exons. Lineage: Eukaryota; Metazoa; Chordata; Aves; Strigiformes; Strigidae. The coding region runs from base 194 to 1162 and encodes 322 amino acids. The record is from RefSeq and is a predicted model, not a curated record.